Messenger RNA from Fibroporia radiculosa, 3393 nucleotides. RefSeq lists its product as uncharacterized. The coding region runs from base 1 to 3393 and encodes 1130 amino acids. Lineage: Eukaryota; Fungi; Basidiomycota; Agaricomycetes; Polyporales; Fibroporiaceae. The transcript is spliced from 5 exons. The record is from RefSeq and is a predicted model, not a curated record.
AUGCCGUCCUUCCUCUCCAAAGUCUUCGCCCGCAAAAAGGAGGAGAAGGAAUCGUCUCGUCCCACCAAGCGGUCCUCUGCCGCUUCGUUACUCGAGGGCAAGUUCGAGGCUGUGUCGCCAAAUGUGUCCCCCUCUGCCACACACUUCCCUGACACUGCACUCCACGGCAAUGGUAAGGUUAAAGAGAAGGAAAAGGACAAGGAUAAGAGUGGCGGGUUCUCUCUCCUGAAGACCCGGACACGCCCUGUCUCUCCUAACGUCGACGCGUCAAAGCCUGCUGCGAAUACUCCCCAUCUGACCCUCAACCUACCUGUUCCUAAGGAGGAGAAGAGUCGCGCUUUAGGCGUUGUGUUCGAAGCGGAUCCAGAAGAUCGGAGCUUGCUCUCUGACAAUGUGGUUGGCGAGAGACAGCUGAGUCCCCUAGAGGCGCUCUUUCUCGUCAAAACAUGUUCUUCUGCCAUUGUCAACCGCGGAGGUUUAGAGACGCUGGGUGUUAUGCACCCACACUGGUACUCCGCCUCACCCGAGACCCAGCGGAGGCUCAUUUCCCUUUUUAUUUUAUCCUUGGCCCCCAAAAGCCCUAUAACCACGCUCUCUCCUACUCCCACAUCUCCUUCGACUAUUUUCAAUACCGAGCUCGAGUAUGCUCGCUCGCCCCAUGACAUUGCCUCUGUCCUGCGAUGGGCACUCCGUCACCUGCAUUUGGAAGGCGACUCUUUUACUGGAGGUAGCAGCACUGACCAGUGGCAAUGGUAUUAUAGCUUCGCCGAUGCUGAGCGGUCGUCAUCGUAUCCCGACAACGCCUUCUCACAGAUUCUCGUCCCCAAGCUCCCACCCGCACAUCUCCAGCUUCUUGUUGCCACGCUGGAGAUCGUCUCAUCGCUUGCAGCCCAUUCCGAGCGCAAUGGUAUUUCUGGCAGCAAAUUGUCUAAGAUUUUAGGACUGUGGAUGUUGGCUGCACACAGAACCGAGAGCGAAGAUGACUGGGCAACGUUCUACGCGCGCUGGGAACGGGCCGGAAGGAUAUUUGAACAUGUAUUCCUAGCGCAAAUCAGGGACGAAAUGAUGCGCAAGAAAAUGCCGCUGCGUCUCUCGGAAUUGGUUGCUGGCUAUCCUUAUAGUAAAAAUGACCAAACCGAGGACAGCUUGCUCCCAAGGCCACGCUUGUCUACACGCCGGUAUGACGCGAUCUAUGUUCGAGUUGAGGCCAAACUUCCAGACUUCACAACGCUGAAGCCGAAGCCGCACCCACUCCGUGUAGUAGCCGACGCCAUGAGGUUGGAGGCGAAUCUGCAGAUUGGCGAGCAUGUCGAUAUGUGGAACACGAUCAGGCAGGCAGCGUCUGCCCGCGACGGUUCCUCGGAAGGAACCGAUGAGAAUGGCCAGGCAUAUCUGACAUUGUCGAAGGUGUUUGCUGAUGACACAAUUCGAUUGCUUUCGCUGAUCCCUGCCGCAAAUGCUGACUAUGUGCCAUCCCCCACUGAUUUAGCUAGUCCACUGCGCGCGACUUUCUCUCGACCCGUCCGGCGUCGCUCGACGUCCCUCAAUUCCGCACAGAAUGGCAAGUUGGGCCAGAAUGGGUUUGGCGGGUCGCGAGCUGCGACAUCGUCGGACAAUCUUGUCCCCAAAGACUGGCAGGACUUUUCCAGCACGGGCUUUGGAGAGAGCGCGCUGGGCAAGGACUUUGCGAAGACGUUGCUCGACAAUGAUUUGGAGGUUACGCAGCCACCGUCGGUCUCACACAAGACAAGCAAACGGCGCAAGACCUCCCCGACUCCCAGCCGUCGAUCAUCGAUCAAGGGACCUGCCGCCCUCCCGCCCACGUUGCCAUUGAAUUGUACGCGUAUCGAUCUGAUCCAGCUCGAUGAGGCGUUCUUCGAUUUCUGGAGUGACGCACUGCUCGACCCCAUUUCGUCGUCCUUCCCCAGCUUCGUCGUUUGCCAACUGAAACCGCUUCCUGGGGUCGAGGCGAACGGCAAGGCGAUAACCUGGCUUGUGCUAGAACAGACGUUCUCUCGCCCGCCUCCUCCCCCCGAACCUAUGCCUGCGUCGCCACCUAUUCCCCGUCGUCCAUCUUCGCCGAGACCUUCCGUGCGCUCCAAUAUGUCGUCACGCAAAAGCUCCACAUUUUCCGCUGCACGGAAGCGCUUCACGUUCUUCUCUUCUACUCAGACCAUUCCCGGCACCCUGGAUUCGAAGGUUCCCGCAAAGAAUGCUGCAAAAUCUGGACGAGUCGGGGAGAUGGGUGAGAUUCUGCCAGAAGUGCCAGAAGGGAAGAUAGGCCAUUUGCACACAGAUCAGCCCAACAUCGAAGAUCCCACGGACGAGAGUCAUAAGACUGAUGCUGUUGCUGCGGUUGCUGCCAUCAGUAUGGCGUCGGAUUUCGAUAUGGCCCAUGCUGCACAGAUCAAGACGUCGGAUCUGCCCCCUGUUCCUGUCGUAGAUGCUGAGCCCCGAGACAAUGGGGUACCUGUUUCGAUCAAGACGGAGGAGCUUGCGUCAGACAAGCCGUGUAUCUCGGUCCCACAAGAUAUUACUGUCCCUACUGACCCUCCUACUGUGAACGAGAACACAGGGGAUGUCUCUGAAUCCAAGCCGCUACCCCCUGCCCCCGAACCUGUGGUUCUUGCGGGAGAUACGCCUGGGCCUCAGAUUGCCUUAAGUACUAGUGAACCUGCGGCGCUUGCUGAGGCCUCUCAAGAUGCAGCCCUGUCAACCCAGUCGGCGGACACAGACGUGCCCGCUCCAUCCACUGUCCUUGAGAUUUCCGAGUCCACCUCGAGCUCCAGCAACCCACUCGACAAGAUUGGUGGCGCUCUUACAAGUGAACCCAUUACGGCGUCUGGUCCCGAAUCUGAAGCCACGAAAGUCUCAUCUACGGCAGUGCUGCAAGCCGAGCACAACGCUAUUACGCCUGUAUCAGAGGUUGAAGUCGUGUCCCAGGCCACCGUUACGAACGCCCCUGCGCAGUAUGAUGCAACAGUUCCUGAUGAGCAUGAGAAAGUCGACCACGAAGAACAGCCCUCAAUGGAGGCGGAGUCUGGGACUACGGAACCAGAGCAUAUCGUCGUACGGGAUGCUAUGCCUGAAACACAUAUUAGUCCAAUAAUUGACGACUCAUCUACUGAAGCAACCACCCCAAAAGUGGAACAAACAUUCGUUCAAAUCCCCGCCGCCGCCGAGAGUCAUGAAGAGGAGGUCGUAGUUGACGGUGUGCCUUCGACAUCACCAGAUGAGCAAGAUGAGGCUGUCGAGGGGGAUCGUGAAGAGAGCAGUGUGCCCCAGGAGGAAAAUUCCGAAGGUGCAAUAUAUGAGCCAGCAACCGCGCUAGGCGAAGAAGCUGGGCAGACAGUAGCGCAAGUCAGCGAGGACGAAGUCGAGAUAACCAACUGA